This is a messenger RNA of Paramacrobiotus metropolitanus, 1923 nucleotides long. Its product is annotated as probable serine--tRNA ligase, cytoplasmic. The record is from RefSeq and is a predicted model, not a curated record. Gene Ontology annotation, cellular component: cytosol. Gene Ontology annotation, biological process: seryl-tRNA aminoacylation. The transcript is spliced from 11 exons. The coding region runs from base 164 to 1666 and encodes 500 amino acids. NCBI's taxonomy places the organism in Eukaryota, Metazoa, Tardigrada, Eutardigrada, Parachela, Macrobiotidae. Gene Ontology annotation, molecular function: ATP binding; tRNA binding; serine-tRNA ligase activity.
UCUUUACGUGCACGAAAAAAACUUCCGGUACUCUUCUCGAUGUUCUCACAUUGAUUUCAGCACCACAAAUUUCAUCACCUCUGGCUCUGGCAUCUCGUUUUUUACCAAUUCUCGCUGCUCGCUUUUUGUUCUCAGUUUGAAACUAGUCUGUGUAAUUCGCAAAAUGGUUCUGGAUAUUGAUCUGUUUCGCGAGGAGAAGGGGGGAAACGUUGAACUGAUUCGCGACUGUCAGCGCAAACGCUUUAAAGACCUUGGUUUAGUUGAUCAGGUCCUUCAAAACGAUAUCGACUGGCGCAAAUACCGUUUCGCUGUCGAUCAGUGGAAUAAAUGGAAGCGGUCUGGCAGCAAGGAAAUUGGCGAACGCAUGAAGAAAAAAGAGGCUCAAGAUGGAACCGAUGGAGGCCUUCCAUCUUCCUUGGAGUUGGUGUUGGAAGAAAUGUCCUUGGAGGAAAUCAAGACUCUUAACAUUCCCCAGCUGAAGACUCUGGGCUCAAAGAUUGACGAAGAGAUUGACAAAUGCACCAAGAAAAUGGAAGAACUGGACGAGAAGCGCAGUGCCGCUCUGCGAGAAAUCGGGAAUCUCCUUCACGACAGUUGCAUCAUUAGCAAUAACGAGGAUGAAAAUGGUGUGGAGCGAACGUUCGGGAAUAUUGAACAGAAAAAAAAGUAUUCGCACGUUGAUCUGAUUGCGAUGGUGGAUGGGUUUGAUGGAGAUCGCGGCUCGGUUGUUGCCGGUGGUCGCGGAUAUUAUCUGUUGGGCCCCGCUGUCUUCCUCGAACAAGCAUUGAUACAACUUUCUUUGAGACUUUUGGAUAAAAAAGGAUAUAAACCGAUGUACACGCCCUUUUUCAUGCGCAAGGAAAUCAUGCAGGAAGUGGCACAACUGUCUCAAUUUGAUGAAGAAUUGUAUAAGGUUGUGGGGAAAGGCAGCGAAAAUAAAGAGGAUGUUUCCGUUGAUGAGAAAUAUUUGAUUGCCACGUCUGAACAGCCCAUUGCGGCGUUUCACCGGGACGAAUGGAUUCCCGCUGAUCAGCUACCCAUUCGUUAUGCUGGUAUUUCUUCGUGUUUUCGCCAGGAAGUGGGAUCGCAUGGACGUGAUACGACAGGCAUCUUCCGAGUUCAUCAAUUUGAAAAAGUUGAACAAUUUUGUAUUACUUCGCCACAUGAUGGUGAGUCUUGGAAAAUGAUGGAUGAAAUGAUUGGAAACGCGGAAAACUUUUGCCAGGUUCUCGGUAUUCCAUACCGAAUUGUUAAUAUUGUCUCAGGAGCCCUAAACAACGCUGCAGCCAAAAAACUGGAUUUAGAAGCUUGGUUUCCUGGUAGUGGCGCUUUUCGAGAGCUGGUAUCAUGUUCUAACUGCACCGAUUAUCAAUCACGUCGUCUCGCUAUACGCUAUGGGCAAACGAAAAAAUUGAACGAUAAGGUGGAAUACGUGCAUAUGCUUAAUGCCACCAUGUGCGCUACGACUAGAGUGAUUUGCGCUAUUUUGGAGAAUUUCCAGGAUGAUAACGGUAUUGUUGUUCCCGAACCACUGAGACCGUAUAUGCCUGAAAGAUAUAAGGAAAGAAUUCCAUUCGUAAAGCCUGCUCCUAUCGAUGAAAUUGCCAAGAAACAGGCUGGAAAAUCAAAGACGAAGGAAGAUUUGGCUGGAGGUGACUCGAAGUAAUGCGAUUCAAAUGGGUUUUAACUCGAAGUAGUACUUAAUGUUUCCGCUUUUUUCGGUUUCUUUUGUGGUUUUUUCUUAUUGAUAAGAUCGCUCGCUUUUGCAGUAACACGCGCAGUUUCAUGGAUUGCUGUUUUAUCUUGUUUGCAGUCAUUAAAGUUCAGUAAUCGCAAGUGACUGGUAUAGAUGAAAAUACCCUUGUCAAAAAAUUUGGUAGUACGAUGAACACCUGCUGGAUUAUGUCCUUGCAGGGAAGCUAU